Messenger RNA from Heterotrigona itama, 2861 nucleotides. Lineage: Eukaryota; Metazoa; Arthropoda; Insecta; Hymenoptera; Apidae. The record is from the annotation of a GenBank genome assembly.
UAUAUAUUAUAUAUAUAAUAUAUGUGUAUUAGAUGGAUAUGCACAGAAAAAGAGACAGAGAAAGAAAUUACCAAUGUAUAAAUUGUUCAUUCACGUAUAUACGGUACGGUACGAAUGGUAUGCACAUUGACACGAGGAUUGUUCAAAAGUUGUAAGAUGGCGCAAUAUGCCGGGCGCAAUAUGUCAGUCCUCGACACGUUUCCAAUCUUGUGUCACCUCUCAUUGACCGAGAACGGUUUUGGUCUUUUGUGAUUUACAAAAUCUCGCUACACCGUGUAUCUUUACAGUGCGUGAUCUGCAACGUGCAUUUACCGAUCGACCGUUGAUAACACAUUUGGCGAUAAUAAAUCAUCUCGUCGCUGGGCACGCAGAAUGAAAGUCACGAUAAAAAGUUGGACUGGUGUCGCCACCUGGCGUUGGAUAGCGAACGACGACAAUUGCGGCAUAUGUAGAAUGCCGUUUGAUGCUAGUUGCCCAGAUUGUAAAAUCCCUGGCGACGAUUGCCCUUUGGAGAAAGACUCUACAGGCGAUUGAUUUGUCCGAUAGAUGGUUUGUAAAAUACCGCGACAGCGUUUGCGCAGCUGCCAGGCAUAAAUAUCGAUCGGUGUGCCGAAAUGAAACGGAUCGCUCGCACACGAUAUCCCACGUUCUGACGCGCGCGUACUCGCGCGUGUCAAUUCUGGGGCCAAUGCUCGCAUUGCUUCCAUAUACACUGCAUCAUGAAGUGGUUGCAUUCGCAGCAAACCAGGCAUCUCUGUCCGAUGUGUCGUCAGGAAUGGAAGUUCAAGGAGUAGCUGGUUUGCCGAUGGUCCCGCAGGUGUCAGCACGCAACGAGGACAACGCGACGGUGGCCACGCGUAGAGAGGGGCUCGCCACGGUGGUGGAAGUAGCGGACAAAAUGCAGUUGGCAGCGACACAAAGACCUCAUCCACCACCGGUACCACCGCGGCCGAGUCGGCAGGUGGUCGCCGAAGCCCUUAAAAGAUCACCAAGGCCACCCUGUCCAACUAGGCAGGCCCCGCCACCACCCAACACAAAACCGUGGAGAUCCGAUCGAGACCGGUCGAACAAUCGACAGCAGCAGCAGCAGGUGGUGAAUCCAGCUGCUGGUCGAACGGUUGUUUACGAGUCGAUCAAAGAUUCGGUUCCGAAGGAAACCGGGAACGAAAGCGGCGAUCGUGACGAUCCGACUCGGUUCGUCGUCGACAAGAGUCGCAGCGGUGGCGGCAACGAACCCGUUCCUCGAGUCGCGAGUGAAAGGCGCGCGGACGAGGACGACCACCGUGGAAAUCCGCGGGAAAGGCGGCGUCGUAGUACAACCGUCCCCGGUCAGGAAUAUCGGGGAAAUUCCAGUGAAUCGAACACCGUCACUGGCGACGUUGUCUCCUCUCCCGCACCGCGUCGGAAAGAAGAGGAUUCCGGUGCCUUUGAACGCGUGUCGUCCAACGAACAAUUUUCGAACGGUGUGGUGACGAACGACGACGAGAGAUCAUCAUCGAUCACCAAUGACAACGGUAAACAAUGUAACGACGACGAACCAGCUAACUGGGAUAACUCGUUGUUAUCCGAAUCAGCGAUUUCUGGAUCGCUCGAUCGCAGCGACGUCGUCGUUGGCAAAUCUCCGACGGCCGAGUCACUGGACGACGACGUGUUACGUUGCCAUCACACGUCGUCGUCCGUCACUUCGCAGUCAGCGAACUUGCCGGAGAGAAGGCCGACGCCGACACAGAGAUCGUGUCCCGUGAAAUAUCGGGAUACGACGACGAGUUCGACGAAGAGAAGCGCAGAAACUCGGUCUGCCGACGAUUCCAGUGCGAACGUUUCGAACGUUGAUCGUGCUACGGUGGUUGUCAUCGACGAACCGGAUCGUAGAGCUGCCGCGUCGAACGAUCGCGCUGACAAAGAGAAGAACGGCGGCGAUGACCGAACCAACGAAACCAACGAUAACGACAACGACAACAUUCAUCGGCAAAAUUGGCUGGAAGCCGGUAUCCAUUAUUCGUCUACGCAGAUUCGAUUGUCUGGCGAAGACGGAGACAUCGUCGAUGGCACCCGAGUCAACGGAUACAAUCGUUGUGAAAACGAGAAGUUCAGCGAUAUUAACGUUCCGAGCAUACAAGAGAGAAUCGCGAUGUCUUCCCUGCAAGGUCUACCACCGUUACCGAGAAGUCUCAGUGGAUUCAAUUUGAGCGGUGGACGAAGCGAGGGUUGCGAACCACCUCCACCGCCUACUAGAUCUUCCAGUAAAACACAAAGAGGCGGUAAAAUUUCGAUCCAAUCAUCGUCCAGGCCAUCGCCACCUGCCAGGCAACUAACCACGUUGGACACGCAGCUGGCUAUACUCAGGAGAGAAAUGUUUGGCCUUCGACAGCUGGAUCUUUCAUUGUUGGCGCAACUUUGGUCUUUGAACGAAUCUAUUCAAGAAUUUCGACAACUUCUGCAAGAACAAGAAGACAGAGCACCGUCACCGUCGCCCAGCAGCGAAGAAGGCGACGAUACCACUUACGGAACCCAUCCUCCGCCACCUCCGAGAAGACCGGCACCCGGUGUACACCUUCACAGACCACCCAGGCCACCCAGACCACCUAGGCCACCACCUAGCGACGAAUCACCAUCUAGCGAGGAAUACGGAGCUGUUUGAUGCCUGCAACUUCAAAUUAUUUGCAUAUCAAACCGUCUCUCUCAACUACUUGAUCGUAAACUUUAACGCGUUGUAUGGUAAACGAAACGUCUUAUUUGAAGAAUUAGUGGAUGUCGGAUCAGCGAUUCGAUGCAGCGAUCGCUUCUACCUGUACAAGUCCGAACGACGUUACCUAAGAAUGCAGUCUAAUGCAUCGUUGUAAAAAAAAAAAAAAAAAAAA